CGAGAAAACAUCGUCUCUACUAUUACAAGCCCAACUAGAAAACCACGUUGUGAAAACAUUCCCUGUUCCACUCAUUACUGAGAGUUGGUGGAAUUGGGAGUGCUUGGCGACUUGGAUAUGAAUCCUCAAGCGAAAGAGUUUGUUCCUAAAAGCUUUCUUUCAAAGGACUUAGAUGAACCUAUUUCCAAUGGCGAAGUAGAUACGGAAACUUUGCCAAAGAAACCUCUCGUCACUGGUUUCCAAGAGUCUUGGGAAGACAACUUGGUGAGCAGUGAGGAACAAUCACGAAAUACAAAGAAACAUGAAAGCGACCAGGAUACUCUGAGUGGCCAGUUACAGUCGAUGAGUGUUCAGGAACCACCAAAGAAGAUAGAUGAGCACAGUUCAGAAGGAACAUGGGAAGAGGAAGAAUAUGAGCAGAGAACCAGGAAUGCAAACUUUGACUCUUCCUCAAGAAAACACGUUAAUAUUGUCUUUAUUGGUCACGUGGAUGCCGGAAAAUCUACCGUCUCCGGACACAUUCUAUAUUUAACUGGAAUGGUUGACGACAGAACCAUGGAAAAGUUUGAGAGAGAGGCAAAAGCCAAGAAUCGUGAAACUUGGAAGUAUGCUUGGGCGUUGGACACAACAGAACAGGAGCGUGCAAAAGGAAAGACAGAAGAGUGUGGAAGAGCAGAGUUUCUGACUGAACAUAAGCAUUUCACUAUUUUAGACGCUCCCGGUCACAAAAACUUUGUGCCGCAAAUGAUCGGUGGUGCAACACAAGCUGAUAUUGCAGUUCUCGUAAUUUCCGCCCGUAAAGGAGAAUUUGAAACAGGCUUUGAACGUGGAGGUCAGACAAGAGAACAUGCUAUGUUGGCAAAAACAGCAGGAGUCCGACAACUAAUAGUUGCCGUGAAUAAGAUGGACGACCCGAGUAUUUUGAAUCCCGAUGGUACUUGGAACAAAGCUCGAUAUGAUGAAUGUUGUGAGAAAUUGUUACCUUUUCUAAAGCAGAUUGGUUGGAAGCCUCAAGACAUCUACUGGAUUCCUAUUUCUGGUUACACUGGUCAGAAUCUGCUGGAGAAGGUAGAUCCAGCGAUAUGCAAUUGGUACACGAAUGGUCCUCUAUUAACGAUAUUGGACGAACUUAAACCUCCGCAGAGGGUACAUGAUUCGAAAGUGCGAAUGCCAGUUACAGACAAAUACAAAGAGAUGGGAACCGUAGUGUGCGGAAAAUUAGAAGCUGGAGUGAUAACUAGAGAUCAACAUCUCUUUAUGAUGCCUAACCGGGUUGAAGUUGUUGUGGAUGCAAUAUUCAUCGAAAGUACUGAAGUAGAAAGAGCAGAACCUGGAGAUAAUGUUCGUAUUAGAAUAAAGGGAAUUGAGGAAGAAGAUAUUCGAAUGGGGUUUGUGUUAUGUGAGGCUGACGCGCUGGUUCAAGGAAGCUCUUUGUUUGAUGCUCAGAUUAUGCUUUUAGACUAUAAGAACAUCAUUUGUGCAGGAUAUAGUUGUGUUAUGCAUGUACAUGCGGCGGUCGAGGAAUGCACAAUUGAAAAAUUGUUGGCACAAGUUGAUCGUAAAACGAACCAAGUGGUACAAAAACGACCAAAAUUCUUAAAACCAGGAAUGGCAGCCAUUGCUCGCAUGUCCGUUGCUCAACCAGUCUGUAUUUUGCCCUUCAAAGAAUUUCCGCAGUUGGGUCGAUUCAUCCUUCGUGACGAAGGAAAAACAGUUGCAGUAGGAGUCAUUCAAAAAGUUGGAAAUACCAUUAGUGCAGAUUAGCAUGUAAGUAUACAUGAAUAGAUAAACGACACAGUUGCUGGAUAGUUUGGAAAUUUCAGCAUUGAAUAUUGGAAU
Messenger RNA from Galdieria sulphuraria, 1839 nucleotides. RefSeq names its product peptide chain release factor eRF subunit 2. Gene Ontology annotation, molecular function: GTPase activity; translation release factor activity; GTP binding. Gene Ontology annotation, cellular component: translation release factor complex. The coding region runs from base 118 to 1764 and encodes 548 amino acids. Lineage: Eukaryota; Rhodophyta; Bangiophyceae; Galdieriales; Galdieriaceae. The transcript has 11 exons. Gene Ontology annotation, biological process: translation. The record is from RefSeq and is a predicted model, not a curated record.